GCUAUGAGUGUUCUGUCAUCUGUGCCAGAAUCUGUGCCUCGAAGAAAAGUAGAUACCUACCAAUACCUACUUUGUGAAUUGUGUGUUGAAAAGUGAAAAUGGUUGUCAUGUUUUAAAUAUUUCUGAAAAUUGUUCUUCAAUGAUAUAUAACUUUGAUUUAUACGUACAGACUUGUUUGAAUACGAAACCCUGUUCUUAAAACCGAUCAAAGGAAUCAGUCACCAUUGAGCUUACUGCAUAUUGGUACUCAAAAUGCAAGGUGAUGAUCCUCCCUACCUACCAGUGGGAACUGAUGUGAGUGCCAAAUACAAAGGUGCAUUCUGUGAGGCUAAGAUAAAGAAGGUUGUAAGAAACAUAAAAUGUAAGGUGACAUUGAAAGCCGGUGGUGGGUCCACCACAGUGAAUGAUGAUGUCAUAAAAGGCACACUGCGUGUUGGUAGCACAGUAGAAGUAAAGCAAGAUCCGAAGAAGGAUGCCAUGGAAGCUAUCAUCACCAAGAUACAAGACUGCAGCCAAUAUACUGUUGUGUUUGAUGAUGGCGACAUAACAACAUUACGUCGUUCAGCACUGUGUCUAAAAAGUGGUCGACAUUUCAAUGAAAGUGAAACGUUAGAUCAAUUGCCACUUACGCAUCCAGAACACUUCUCUACACCUGUAAUAGCUGGCCGGAGAGGAAGGCGUGGAAGAGCUCAAUCUGACGAGAGUGAGGGUGAAGGUCCGACGCGGCGCGUGAAGGCGGACAGUACGGAGCGCGAACCGCACGUGGGGCGCGUGGUGUUGGUGGAGGCAGCCAGCGGCGCCGAACGACGCCGCCCUCACCAGCCCGCUUUCCCUGCGCUCGUCGUGGCACCCACCGCACAGAUCAAGGUCAAAGAGGACUACCUUGUGCGUUCUUUCAAGGAUGGAAGAUACUACACAGUGCCCAAGAAGGAGGCGCGCGAGUUCCGCAAAGGCAGUGCGCCGCUGGAGUGGGCGGGCGUGGAGGCGGCGCUGCAGUACCUCAACCAGCAGGUGCUGCCGCCGCACUGGGACCGCGACGCGCUCUUCAACGAGCCUAGGAACACCUCCGAUGACAGUUCAGACGACGAACCGCGAGAGGAGAAAGAUCAUUUUGUAGCGCAGCUUUACAAGUUCAUGGACGACCGUGGAACGCCGCUCAAUCGCAACCCCACGAUCGCCAACAAAGAUAUUGAUUUAUACAGAUUGUUCAGAGUGGUCCAUAAACUUGGUGGAUACAAUAGAGUAACAAAUCAAAAUCAGUGGAAGACUAUUGCUGAUAAAAUGGGAUUCCAUUCAGUUACAACAAAUAUAACCAAUUUAUGCAAGCAAGCAUACAAAAAGUUCCUGCACAGCUUCGAGGACUUCUACCGCAAGCUGGGCGUGACGCUCGUGGCGCACCCGCGCGGCGCGCGCACGCCGCCCGCCGGCCGCUCGCUCAUCCGCGACCGCGACCGGCACCCGCCCGCCUCCGCCGCCGCCUCCUCCUCCGCCUCCGCCUGCACUACACCCACUGGCAUACCCAACCAGCUGAGAAGUAAAGAUAAAGAUUCUGACAAGAGCGAGACAGAUAAAAGCGAUAGAAGUGAAAAAGACGACAAAAUUGAGAAGAGUGAAAAGAUAAAAGAAAAACCAAGAGCCAGCGACGGAGAGGACAGCGCCGACAACCAACCCCUGAUCGCAGCUACACCAAAAUUAGAGAAAGAAAAAGAGAAAGAAAAGGAAAAGGAGAAGGAGAAAGAAAAAGAUAAAGACAAGGAUAAGGACAAGGAAAAAGAUAAGGACAAGGAAAAAGAAAAGGAUAAGGACAAGGAAAAAGAAAAAGAUAAGGACAAAGACAAAGAGAAAGAAAAGGAGAAGGAAAAAGAUAGAGAGAAAGAAAGGGAAAAAUCAUCGUCGAACACAACCAACGAAGAGAAAACUGCCGUCAAACCGCGCUCACAAUCAAAAGGACGUAUCAUACUAUCCACUAGGACUGAAUCGCACGACAAGAGGACUCCCAAAAGGCGUCCUUUGUCCUCGAAAAGUGAAAGUGCUAGUGCGAGCACCUCGCGCGCGUCUCGGCGGCCGCACGUGUCCACCGACAGCGAUAGCUCGGGCAGAGCUUCGAGAUGUGGCCCAACGAAAAAGAUGCAAUGCCGCCGCAGUCAGAGCGCUAAUUCAGCGAGCAGCGGCAACACUAUCGCGUCAAACAGCAGCAAACGACCGCGGAAGCGGAAAAACACCGAUUAUAUUUUCAGACCAUCAUCAACUGAAACUGCGCACACGAGAAUAUCAAAUGUGAAAGCGCAAGUUGGUGAUAAGCUCAAAGUUUAUUAUGGACCCACACAGUCAGAAUCAAAGGUAACUUAUGAAGCAAAAGUGAUAGAGAUAUCUUCAGAGGGCAUGCUCCGAGUGCACUACACCGGCUGGAACACGCGCUACGACGAGUGGAUCAAACCGCAACGCAUCGCGCUCAAUGUCACUCAGCACGAAGCACGCAACAAGAAGAGUACAAGCAUCAGUAGGCGUGUUCGUGCAAAAAGAACAGAAGAAUCGUCUGCAUUGUCCGAUUCUGAUAGUGAUUCUGACAGUGAAGUAGGUGUUAAAAGACCGCCUAAACAAUCAGAUGACAAGAGUGGUUCGAAAACUCCAUCAAGAUCAAAAGACGCAAAGUCGAGUGACAGCAGCAGUUCCAACAAGCCGCGCAAAAGACCUGCAAGAACCAUCUCCACUCCAACAAACGCCUCGCCGGCUAAAAAGCCGCGUCCCAAUGUGUCUUCUCACCAGGGUCGCGACUACGAUCUUAACGAGAUAAGAUCGGAAUUGAAAGGUCUCCAUACAGUGAAGCAGGAACCAGAAGAAACAGCAGUUAAACAAGAAACAGUAGAAAAGGAAACUACUGCGCCGGCCGCGGCUCCUCCGCCCGAGCCACCACAACCAGAAAAGCAACCCGAAGAUGUUUAUGAAUUCAAAGAACCCGAGCCAUUUGAACUGGAACUUCAUGAUGAAAAGAAAAAACGCACACAUCGCAUUUUUGAUGAUAUUUCCCCUAGUAAAUAUACAUCAACUCUAUCUAAGUCUCUAAGUGAGGAAAUUUCGGAGGAUUCUAUAAGACCACGUCCAUCAUCAUUGCGAUCGCCAUCUUUAUCGCCUUUUAGAGAUUUUGGAACAACAAGGGAUACUGGAAGGCAAAGUCCUGAGGAAGAUUCUAAAGACUGUCUCUUCUCUCUGGAUGACGAUUCUUUCCCAGGCGAUGGAAGUUCGGGUCCUACGUUCGAAGGUUUUACACCGGCUAAGAAUCAAGAAACUUACUCGAAAAAGAGUAAAGUAUCUAAACUAAGGGAAUUAAUCGACGAAUCACCAGGCAGUCCCGCUGAUGAUGAACAAUCAUCUGACGAUGAACAAGAUAUGUUGAUAAAGGAAGAGGAAGAAGACAGAGAAGUAAGCCCCGCUGUGUUACCACCAGUCGAGGCAAAUAAAACACCUGAACAAAUUCCAAAGGAGGAAAUUCCAAUUCCAGAAUCCAUACAGGUAAUUGAAGAAGUCAAAGAAGAAGUGCCUGAAAUUGAAGAACCUAUAGAAAUAUCCAUUCCAGAAACAUCUACUACUCCUCCGCCACGGAAAGACAUUGCGAUUAUCGUCACUGCAAUUCCUCCCUUUGUGUCAUCUACUGUAACUAUUACGGCACCUGAAGAAGAACCUAAUAAGAUUGAGGUAACAGAACCGCCACCUGCCCCUCCUGUAAUAGUUGUUGCACCACCCCCAGAAACCGUUAAAGAAAACAUUCUAACUAUAACCAUUGACAAAAAAUUAGAUCCAGAACCAGUGACAUCUAAGUUAGAGCCUCCAUCUAGUCCACUAAUCGAUACUGAAGAGGAUAAAUCCGAACCAGACAGUCCAGCCAGGAUAGAUGUGUUGCCUGAACCGCCACCCGCAUUCUUGUUACAAUCCGAAGGACCAAAGAUAGCAGAGAAGCUUCUGAAAGCAAUCAGCAGCGCCAAGAGACUAUCUAUGUCACCGCCACCCAUGGAUGACAGGCCGGAAACGCCGAAAGCUGAUCAGCUCAAACUGAAUAAACCGGAUAUAAAAAUUUCCUCAUUAUCGCCAGAACCUAGGUCGAUUCCGUUAAAAACUGAACCUAUAAAGCAAUUAGUUAAGAUUGAACCGAAAAAAGUUAGGACGCCUGAAAUAGGAGAGUCUAUAUUUGGAGAGCCUUCUAAUUUAACUGACGCGAAACGUGAUUCUGCAGACAUUAAAAAAGUUAAACCAAAGGAAGCAACCCCACCCCGAUUACAGAGUCCAUUAAAUAUCAUUGAACGUCGUAGGAGUGUGGCGGAACUUACACUGCCUGUUCCUGGAAAAAAUAAUAAAGUACUUAGCGAUACGAUACAGAAACUAUCAAGUCAGAUAAAUCAGGCGGCUGCUGCAGUCACAGCCAUACAGUUACCGCCAUUCCCGCCUGAGGAUAGGAGCGAAUCAAGCGAUUCUGACGACUCCAACAGAAGGUUAAUAAUAGACAAGCUAUCGACGGAAGACUGGGGCAGCGGAGGCAAUUCGGAGCCUAGCCGCACGCUGACGGUCCCGAGCGUGUGUCACGGUCCGGGCGGCGCCGUGAGUGCUGCGAGCGCCGUCGCGUCCGCCAGCGUGCGCGCGCUGCACGCGGGCAAGUCGCCCGGCGAGUGGAGCGCGGGCGAGUCGCUGCUCAUGCUCGAGGACGCCUGCAAGAACGAACGGAAACACAGUGCAAGUGUGGUGGUGGCAGGCAGCGGGCGCGUAGUAGCAGGCGCCAGUGCGGCCAACGCGGCAAGUGCUGUAACUGCGUGUGAGGAGGACAGUAAUAUCUCGCUACUGCUAUGCGAGGAGACCAUUCCCGGCUCGCCCGCGCCGGACGCAGAGCCCGCGCCGCCGCGUCAACGCCUGCACAUGCCCUUCGCCUCCGCGCCGCCACACCAUCACAUGCAUUCUAAAGAUGAGCGGCGCGGCGAGGGCCCAUCCCGGCCAAACAACGCGGGCGCGGCGGCCGCGGCCGUGGCGCCGCCCGAUCCCGACGCGGAGCCCGCGCCCGCGCCCGGCCCGGGCUGGGGCCGCCGCCACGCGCUCAUCGACAACACGCCGCCCACCACGCCCGACAGCAGUCUCGACAUGUCUCCCAGGGAAAGGCGGAUAUCCGAACGUGACAGUCCAUCUGACCGCAAGGAUGACGAAGAUGAGGUGCGAGCGAACGACGCAGCUCUAGACUUGGAUAAGUCGCAUGGCGGGCGGUCGCGCAAGGCGUCGGAGAGCUCGCUGGCGGGCACGGCGGGCGGCGCAGGCGCGGCGGGCGGCACUGGCGCGGGACGCGGCCGCGCGCGCCGCCCGCGCCGCGACACCGACGAACACGCGCAUGCGCUGCACCACACGCCGCUCAAGUACAACUUCUACGUCGACCUCGAUCCGUCGUGGGAUUGCCAAACGCGUAUCAACGUGCUGACGUCACGGCUCGCGGACUUGCGUAAAGUUUAUCUCUCAGUGAAGGCUGAACUCGCUGCGAUUGACCGCCGCCGGAAGAAGCUUCGCCGUAAAGAGAGAGAGGCUGUCAAAGCAGCGAAGGCGGCAUGUUCAUGAUGAAAAAUGAUCUAAACAAGCCUCAUAAGGUUGUUCUAAAGGACAACCCACUAUCCUAUGUUUAUUCGUUUUAGAAUGAACAUAAUAGCAUAAGUUUAGUACUAGCUGUGUUACGCAAAGUACACUGUUUGACUGCACUUGGUAUUGCAGACAAAUAAAAUUUUACGAAGGUUUAUUAGAGUGGCUAUAAUAUAGUGUUAUAUUAUUCCACAAGUAAUUUUCUGAUAUUUAUAAACUGUUUUAAAGAAAAGAAUAUAUCGUUUAGUAGAUUGUAUUUUAAGCUUAUGUAUGAAUAGAUAUAUAAUCAUAAUACGCGUAAAAAGUAUUUUGUAAUGCGUUUCUCUUUAUCACUGUAUGAAAGAUCAGAUCAAAUAUAAAUGAUGUUAAUAGCAAACCAUACAUUUAGAUCCGUAGUGUUAUAAGACUGAUGGAUCAUAUAUAAUAUAUUGUGAAUAAUAUAUUUGUUCGCCAAAAUAUUUGAUUGUUUGUUCUGACGCAUAAUGACCAAUAUUGAAAUUUCGGAUCGUGAUGUUUAUGCGAAAUGACCCAAUCAUAUUUUUAUAUGGUCUUUACCAGUGACUAAAAUACCGUAUGUGCAAAAUAAAUUGUUUACCCACUCUUACGUGGUCGUUCAUGACAUUAUCAUUUAGAAAAUAUUUCUGUAGAAAACAGUUGAUUUUCAACAUAGUCUUACACUGAACGGUCGAUACAUAUUAUUUGUUUCGCAAAAUCUUUAGCGCAUGACUUAUCUGCUUUCAGCUAUUGUAACUUCCGAAACCUGCUCAACCCAUAGAUUAAAAUGUACCAAAGCGUCAAAUCUCAUGAGUUUGUUGCCGAGGCCUGUGCUUUAUUCUUUAGGACGCCGGUGUCGCAAACUUCGUUUUAUUGCCUAGCCACAACCUUGGUACACCGACUUAGACUUCACUAUCGAAUCUUAAUAACCAUGGUUAUUCCAAUAUUAAAUCUUUUUAUAUUUCUUUCUUUUUUGUUGCUCUUUGACACGCAUGAACAUCGGUGUCGACUUAUGAGUCCCUCUGUGUUCAAUCUGAACAGAGUUCAGUGUUUCGUCGUUUAGUUUAUAAUUAACCAGCUCAAGCUACCAUCUGCAUGAGGCUUUCCUAGCAUUCCACAAUUUGUUAUUUUAUUGGCACAAGAAACAACAAAACAACUUUCACAUUUAUAAUAGUGUAGGACUUAAAUGAAAUUUAUGGCUUUUCGUAUUUAUGAAAUCAAUGAAAUAACGUACGUAAUACGCAAUGCAUCUUAUUCAUAUAAAUAACACCUUGGACACGGUUACUUAAUAACACGCUAACAUUGCUUGAACAAUUAUUGGUGAUAUCCAAUAAAGACUUCCAAAUACAGACUAAUAUUUUAUUAUUACAAAAGCAUAUUUUAUGAAACGGACUUUGCCACUGAAAAACGUCAAGAAGGUAAAAAAAAAACUUGCUAUAUUUUAAACAUCUAGGUAAGUGCAAUGUAUUAUGUAAUUUAAAUGGUAACUAUGCAUCAGAAUAAGUUUGAUUACCAUACUGUAAAGUUGAAUAACUAAUAAACAUGUAAAAUUA
This is a messenger RNA of Manduca sexta (tobacco hornworm), 7148 nucleotides long. Its product is annotated as AT-rich interactive domain-containing protein 4B. Gene Ontology annotation, molecular function: transcription cis-regulatory region binding. Gene Ontology annotation, cellular component: nucleus. Lineage: Eukaryota; Metazoa; Arthropoda; Insecta; Lepidoptera; Sphingidae. The record is from RefSeq and is a predicted model, not a curated record. The transcript is spliced from 26 exons. Gene Ontology annotation, biological process: regulation of transcription by RNA polymerase II. Bases 253 to 5583 code for a protein of 1776 amino acids.